Messenger RNA from Elaeis guineensis (African oil palm), 2297 nucleotides. The record is from RefSeq and is a predicted model, not a curated record. Lineage: Eukaryota; Viridiplantae; Streptophyta; Magnoliopsida; Arecales; Arecaceae.
CAAUCAUUAUCUUACCAAAAAAAUCAUUAUCUUAAUCCAUAAAAUUAUACUUAUUUUCAAAUUAAUUGAUAAUAUAUUUAUAUCCUUUGGACUCUGUACCAAAACUAAAACCUAGCCAUUAUCUGAACUUCCCAAUCCGGCUGCUCCAAGCCUCCCACGGCCGAUUGAAACUCCUGAGAACGAAAAAAAAAAAACAAGGGAAGCAUCAGGGGAAAACGUAAGAAAAAUCAACGAAAACAAAGAAAAGACGGAAAAAUGAAAAGGUACAUAAAUUCUUAAAUGUUGCUUUUUGGUGAGAUGUGCCAAUCCAUCAAGAAUUGCUGUUGAUAUGAUGCUGACACCAAAAGUUUUGUCUAAAUGUGUGUGGCGGAUUACUUGUGUUACACGUGCAUUGGUGCAAGAUCCCUUUUUCACGUACAGCUCGAUGAUUUCCAGUUUAGAGGAGUCAGUGGGGAUUUAUAACUUGCCAAAUUGGAGUGCGCCAAGGCUUCAAAGAUUCACAUCUAGUGCUUGCAGGCCCGAACAAGAUGAAAUGGAAAUGAGUAACUGCACUAUUGAAGGCAGACAUUACAUCUCUUCUUAUAUUUGCAAUGAAGAAUAUACAUGGGAAAGACAAACCUGGGAGAGGAUUCUGCCAAAGUUGUUUACUUUAAGGACCUCAUCCUUUGGCAGGAAUCAAAAGGUUUAUGAUGAUCUAUAUGGUUCAUGGUAUUUGCAAGGUCGUCACUACAGCCCAUCUUGUAGUGACAGGGAAAUAACGGGUCCAACAAACAAGCUUCUGAGUAACCUUCCAAGUUUUGUAAAGAUAGUAGAAGGUGGACCAAGAGAUGGAUUACAAAAUGAGAAAAACAUUGUACCUACAUUUGUGAAAAUUGAGUUGAUACGGAGGUUGGUCUCUUCUGGAUUGCCUGUUGUUGAGGCCACUAGUUUCGUCUCUCCAAAAUGGGUACCACAGCUAGCAGAUGCAAAGGAUGUCAUGGAAGCAAUUCAAAAUCUAGAGGGUGCAAGAUUUCCUGUAUUAACACCUAACCUUAAAGGAUUUGAGGCUGCUGUUGCAGCUGGUGCAAAAGAGGUUGCAGUAUUUGCAGCAGCUUCAGAAUCAUUUUCCAAGUCAAACAUCAACUGUAGCAUUAAAGAUAGCCUUGCACGUUAUCGUGAUGUAAUUCUUGCUGCUAACAGACUUGCGAUGCCUGUUCGUGGGUAUGUAUCAUGUGUUGUCGGGUGUCCUGUAGAGGGUGAGGUGCCUCCAUCAAAGGUUGCAUAUGUUGUAAAAGAGCUUUAUGACAUGGGUUGCUCUGAAAUUUCACUUGGUGAUACAAUUGGAGUUGGUACUCCAGAAUUCCAGAUUGCAAAUGUGGGAGCAUCUCUCUUGCCACCACCAUCGAGAAUUUGGCAAAACAAUUUGGAUGACAAUUUCCUGUCGGAUUGCAUCUGCAUCUAUUCCUCUCACCCUCAUCACUUGAUUGUAGUGGUAAUGUACAUGGUCACCAUAUCCAGAUAAGUUUUUAUUCAUUGAAGACCUAAAACUUAUCUUCUAUAAUUUCCAACUCCAGCAAUUUGGCAUAAGAACAUCAUGAUUCACAUAGUGGGGUAGGGAUUGGGAAACAGGUUGUUGGGACAAAGUUCUCUAGGCUAUAUAUCUAUGCAAAGUAAGUUCUCCAGCACAUCUAUAUUUCCAAAUUCUGAUCUUUUCAUUUCCAAACUUGAACACAAUGCAAGAUAAGAAGACACCUUCGACCUUCAGUACUAGAAAUGGGAUCUUUCUUAAGAAGUUCCAAGAACAUGUUCUCAAGCAUUUUCCCACACACAUGAAAAGAUUCUCCACCACAAUUGACUUAUUGAUGUUUUCAAAUUGAGAAUAUCCAAUGCUUCUAGUCAUCCAUCAAUUUUUUAAAGAUCAUUCUCUAAUUGACAAGCUGUAUACCCUUCUCAGAUACAUGAUGCUUUUAUUGAUCUGAUUCUAUCUAUAACCACUGGGGGAACAAGAAGUAUGUGAGCAACUAGAUGGGAAGACCAGUAACUUGAGCUCUUAUGGGAAUCAAUUUUCUUCACAGCAAUGGGAGUUCAACUUUCCAACUUAAUAGCGUUUUAUCAAAAUUUUCAAUAAUAGGCAUCCAAUCUUGUCUAGACAGUAUUGUAGCUGAUCAAAAUUCUGGGACAGGAGAUAGAGAAGGAGCUCACUUGACACUGAAAUAUAUUGGUUUGUUUAUCAGCUCUUUCCUGGAUUAGGAGUAGUGAGAUAGGAGCUGAUUUCUGAAAUUGAGUUGAUUCAAGGGCAAAGAUGGAACAUGGACUAG